Lytechinus variegatus (green sea urchin) is the source of this 1650-nucleotide messenger RNA. RefSeq lists its product as uncharacterized. The transcript is spliced from 4 exons. Bases 75 to 1262 code for a protein of 395 amino acids. Gene Ontology annotation, molecular function: sequence-specific DNA binding. NCBI's taxonomy places the organism in Eukaryota, Metazoa, Echinodermata, Echinoidea, Temnopleuroida, Toxopneustidae. The record is from RefSeq and is a predicted model, not a curated record.
CUGAAAUUUGUGAAAUCUAACUCAUGUAUUGUAAGCUAAGUUAGUCUUGUACUCUUGAAGUUAAAGCAGUCAUCAUGCCACUGUGUCAGGUGAAAGGAUGUGGAAAUCGGAGUGGCCAUUUGUUCAACAAGAGCAUGUUCUGUAUACCUGAUCCUAUAAAACAGAGGGAUAGAUGCGAGAAAUGGCUGAACUUUUUGGGAAGAGAAAAGUUGCUUCCAAUUGAAGCUUAUGAAAGCUUGCACAACAGAUCGAGAGUUGUGUGUGAAGAUCACUUUGCACCAGAGAGCUAUGAAGUGGAUAUGAGAGCCAAAAUCAUGGGCUAUAAACCAAGGAAGAAGCUGAAGCCAGAUGCCGUCCCUACCAUAGCAGCUGUAGUAGAACCCAAAAAGCAUAGAUCUAAAACUAAAAGGAAGAAGAAAAAAUCAAAGGUGGGAAAGGCAGAAAAUGCAGUCACAGAAGCACCAUGUGAGGAGCCCUUUAUCCCUCCUCUUUUCCCUUCUCGUUUACCAUCGAAUGAUGAGCAGGAAGAAGAUGGAGAUGAAUGGAAUCAUAACUCAAGAAUGGAGAGUGAAGAAGAGACGGACAGUACUUCACAGUGUACCGUGGUUGAGGGUCAUGAUUGUGAUGUAGGACCGUACUGCAAAGAAGCCGGGAUAUCUGCUGCAGACAUUUCAUCUCACUUCCAGGACAUACUGCCCUUGCCGACCAUCAAGAAUGGUCUCGUGCUCGAAGUCAUAGAUUAUCUGCAGAGGAAAAAUAUGUACUGCCCCAAGAAUCUGAUUAAAGACCUGAAAAAACUAAGCGAUACUCCGGACCUUAGCAAUGGGAAUGUUGGGGGUUAUGUCAAGCGGCUGAUGGAAAGAAGAGACCGGAUAGAAAUAAACACAGAGAACGGAAAAGGUAAUCUUCAGUAUUUGUGUGAGGAGGAAUCCAUGAUGACAAGGCCGAAGACUGUCACAAAAACGAUUAAAAAGCAUGAAUCCCCAAGAACGACGUCGUUGCAUAAAAACCUUCAGCUGGCCAAGAAGCAGAGAGAUGAAACAUGGAAGUGCCUUGACGUAUUGGAGAAAGAUAAUCAACGCUUGAAGCAGCAGAACAAUAAUUUGUCAAAGAGAGUGUUACAACUCACCACAGAGAACAGGGAACUGAGGGAAAUUGUAAGCAGCUUGCAGGAGCAAUGCAGUGAAUUGCAGCAGUUCAAAAUAAAAUAUGUAGAUUUGGAAGAGAAGUGUAAAAAACAUCCAGAAAUUGACAUGGAGUAGAUUGUCAACAAACAUAACUUCAAUAUUUGCUUCACGAGACCAAUGACCUACCCUUCUCAGUAAAUUUUAGUCCACCAUUGUUAAUGAUGCUGCUAACUAUAUUAAGAAUAUGUGAUGUUAAAUGAUGAGGAUGUCCCAAACGCCGACAUUUUCUUAUGCACCUAAAUAUAAAGAUACACCAUGACCAUAUAUCUAUUAAACAGACAUUGUGUGCGUGUGUGUGGAAGCAUAUUCUUCGAGAAUUAGCUCGGCUAAGGCUGACACAAGUCCAGUGAAUCCAGUGUUCUAACAUUAAAGACUGGUAGUCCCAUCAGAGGGGAAGUUCACCCUAACAAAAAAAGUUUAUUGUAAAAAAAGCAAAAAAGUAUUUAAAAAAAAUAUUGCUUAA